Messenger RNA from Manis javanica (Malayan pangolin), 6661 nucleotides. It is a transcript of the gene AGO4, whose product is annotated as argonaute RISC component 4. NCBI's taxonomy places the organism in Eukaryota, Metazoa, Chordata, Mammalia, Pholidota, Manidae. The record is from RefSeq and is a predicted model, not a curated record. Gene Ontology annotation, molecular function: protein binding; RNA binding.
GACACGGCGCCGGGGCCGCGCACACCCCCUCCGCGAGCCGGGAUCCUGGGCCGCGCGCCCCCUCCCCGCCCGGCGGGCACGCGCACUGGCUCCCGUUCCCGCUGGCAGCGGCGGCGGCGGGGAUUGUUUUGUUGUCGCUGAGGCCGGAAGAGCCGCGGGAGCCGGGUCCCUGUCCCUGGCCGGGCGCCGCCGCCGCCCCCUGCCCAGCGCCCGCGUCUCCGCGGCGCCCACCCAGCGCCAAUAUUCCGGAGAUCAAGCGUUACGCGGCGGCGGCGGCGGCGGCGGCGGGGCCCGGAGCGGGAGGCGCCGGGGACCGGGGCGAGGCGGUCCCCGCCGCCGCCAUGGAGGCGCUGGGACCCGGACCUCCAGCCAGCCUGUUUCAGCCACCUCGUCGUCCUGGCCUUGGAACUGUUGGAAAACCAAUUCGACUGUUAGCCAAUCAUUUUCAGGUUCAGAUUCCUAAAAUAGAUGUGUAUCACUAUGAUGUGGAUAUUAAACCAGAAAAACGGCCCCGCAGAGUCAACAGAGAGGUAGUAGAUACAAUGGUGCGGCACUUCAAGAUGCAAAUAUUUGGUGAUCGGCAGCCUGGCUAUGACGGCAAAAGAAACAUGUAUACAGCACACCCACUGCCAAUUGGACGGGAUAGGGUUGAUAUGGAAGUGACCCUUCCAGGUGAGGGUAAAGACCAAACCUUUAAAGUGUCUGUUCAGUGGGUAUCAGUUGUGAGUCUUCAGUUGCUUUUAGAAGCUUUGGCAGGGCACUUGAAUGAAGUUCCAGAUGAUUCAGUACAAGCACUUGAUGUUAUCACACGACACCUUCCCUCGAUGAGGUAUACACCUGUGGGCCGUUCCUUUUUCUCACCUCCUGAAGGUUACUACCACCCUCUGGGAGGGGGCAGAGAGGUCUGGUUUGGCUUUCAUCAGUCCGUGAGACCUGCUGUGUGGAAUAUGAUGCUCAACAUUGAUGUGUCUGCAACUGCUUUCUACCGGGCUCAGCCUAUCAUUGAGUUCAUGUGUGAAGUGUUAGACAUACAGAACAUCAAUGAACAGACUAAACCUCUAACAGACUCCCAGCGUGUGAAAUUUACCAAAGAAAUCAGAGGUCUUAAAGUUGAGGUCACGCACUGUGGACAGAUGAAACGAAAAUAUCGAGUUUGUAAUGUGACUAGACGGCCGGCCAGUCAUCAAACUUUUCCUUUACAGCUAGAAAAUGGUCAAGCCAUGGAAUGUACAGUAGCUCAAUAUUUUAAGCAAAAGUAUAGUCUACAGCUGAAAUACCCCCAUCUUCCCUGUCUCCAGGUGGGACAAGAACAAAAACAUACAUACCUGCCACUUGAGGUCUGUAACAUAGUGGCAGGACAGCGGUGCAUAAAGAAGCUCACAGACAAUCAGACUUCCACGAUGAUCAAAGCCACUGCAAGAUCCGCUCCUGACAGACAGGAAGAAAUCAGUAGACUGGUGAAGAGUAACAGCAUGGUGGGUGGACCUGAUCCAUAUCUUAAAGAAUUUGGUAUUGUUGUCCACAACGAAAUGACAGAGCUCACAGGGCGGGUACUUCCAGCACCAAUGCUGCAGUACGGAGGCCGGAAUAAAACAGUAGCCACACCCAACCAGGGUGUCUGGGACAUGCGAGGAAAGCAGUUUUAUGCUGGCAUUGAAAUUAAAGUUUGGGCAGUUGCUUGUUUUGCGCCUCAGAAACAAUGUAGGGAAGAUUUACUAAAGAGUUUCACUGACCAGCUCCGUAAAAUCUCUAAGGAUGCAGGAAUGCCCAUCCAAGGUCAACCAUGUUUCUGCAAGUAUGCCCAAGGUGCAGACAGCGUGGAGCCCAUGUUUAAACAUCUGAAAAUGACAUACGUGGGCCUACAGUUAAUAGUGGUUAUCUUGCCUGGGAAGACACCAGUAUAUGCGGAGGUGAAACGUGUUGGAGAUACCCUCCUGGGUAUGGCCACACAGUGUGUCCAGGUAAAAAAUGUUGUGAAGACCUCACCCCAAACCCUUUCCAACCUUUGCCUGAAGAUAAAUGCAAAGCUUGGAGGAAUUAACAAUGUGCUUGUACCUCAUCAAAGGCCCUCGGUGUUCCAGCAGCCCGUCAUCUUCUUGGGAGCAGAUGUCACGCACCCUCCUGCAGGGGAUGGGAAGAAGCCUUCCAUUGCCGCUGUUGUGGGCAGUAUGGAUGGUCACCCUAGCCGGUACUGUGCCACUGUUCGGGUGCAGACCUCCCGCCAGGAGAUCUCCCAGGAGCUCCUCUAUAGUCAGGAGGUAAUCCAGGACCUUACCAACAUGGUUCGAGAGCUGCUGAUCCAGUUCUACAAAUCCACACGCUUCAAACCCACUCGGAUCAUCUAUUACCGUGGAGGGGUAUCCGAGGGACAAAUGAAACAGGUAGCUUGGCCAGAGCUAAUAGCAAUUCGAAAGGCAUGUAUUAGUUUGGAAGAAGAUUACCGGCCAGGAAUAACUUACAUUGUGGUGCAGAAAAGACAUCAUACACGACUCUUCUGUGCAGAUAAAACAGAGAGGGUGGGGAAAAGUGGCAAUGUGCCUGCAGGCACUACAGUGGAUAGCACCAUCACACAUCCAUCUGAGUUUGAUUUCUACCUCUGUAGUCAUGCAGGAAUUCAGGGAACCAGCCGUCCUUCACAUUACCAGGUCUUGUGGGAUGACAACUGCUUCACUGCAGAUGAGCUCCAGCUACUCACUUACCAGCUAUGUCACACCUAUGUGCGGUGCACACGCUCGGUCUCUAUUCCGGCCCCUGCAUAUUAUGCCCGGCUUGUAGCAUUCAGGGCAAGGUAUCAUCUGGUGGAUAAAGAUCAUGACAGUGCGGAAGGCAGUCAUGUGUCAGGACAGAGCAAUGGUCGGGAUCCUCAGGCCUUGGCUAAGGCUGUGCAGAUCCACCAUGAUACCCAGCACACAAUGUAUUUUGCCUGAGAGUCUCAGAAAAAGAACUCAACCAAUUUGGCACCCUCAUGCAGCCUCCAAUGUUUCAAAUGCUUACUGCCUCUACAGAGCCACGUUGACUUCAGAUGGUCUUCUACCAGCAGCUCGGAAUAGUUGCACUGAAUCUAUACUUCGCAGCACUGUCUGAUGCAUCAACAAAAUUGAGCCAUUUUUUAAAAGUAAUAGAUACUCAUAGAUUGUCUUUUCUGAUGCACUGGACUGAAUUUUUACCUCAUCAUGCAAAGGCUGAUCAGCCUGAACUUUCUAAAGGACUUUACCAGAAAGGUUUCUAUGGAAUAUUUUGCUAGCUGUGGUGUUCACCGCAUCCCUCUAGUCUUACAAGAGAAGAUUAUUCCUUUUUUCUGUAUUCAUCAAAUGGGGUGUAUGCAUAAAUAAGUGGGAGAGAAAAACCAAACAAUCUACUUCAGUUCAGCAUAAUUAUUUAAUUGUGUGGGUCCAUGGACUUUUUAAUGGCCACUGCAAAUGCCUUGAAUGAGCAUUAAUUUUUAAAAGUUUUACAGAGUUUUAUUAGUUUUACUACUUUAUCUUAUUGGUCUCUACAGACUUGUGCUGGUGCAAGUAUAGGCUGCCAGGCAAUUGCACUAUAUUUGGCUGCAGAUUCAAACAGGCAGUUCUCUUAUUUGGUUGACAUUUGUGAAUGUGUAACACAGAGGGAAUACACAUCACGGUGACAGAUAACACUGCCAUGGUAAAAGUACUCAUGUUUCCCCUUUUGGAAAAAAAGUUAGCUUUUAGUGUUUUUCAAAGUUUUCAAAAGUGCCCAUUUUAUGCUGCUGUGUGGUUUGUUAGAUCUAAAUGAUUUUUAAACUUUUCUCAUAGAAAGUUAACUUUGGCAAUAAACAUUUUUUAAGGUCCCUCCUUUCCUCCCCCUAACAGUAUAGUUUUCUAGAUGAGAUUUCGGUAUGAUUUUAUCAGCUAUUUCUUAUAGACCAUGAUCUGGCAAUUUCUGAAACUGGUCAGAAAAAACAUAUAUUUCCAUGCCUUUUUAAAUAAUAAUUUUUAUCAGUUUUAUAGUCACAGUUGGUGUCCUGUUACUUUGUUUUAAAAUAAGCUAGAACCAGGAUGCUUACUUAUUGGAUGGGCUUUGCCAAUCCUUAAGGUACAUUUUUGAGUGAUGCUGUAAGCUGCAAAAAUGUGCCAGUAUUUCAAACUUUCUUCCUGGGAAACAAGGUCACUCGCACAGUUACUUGCAGUGCAAAUUUUUGCUUCUCUUUCAACCUGAAGCAUACGUGGUGGGGUUUCCUUCCUUUUAUUAAACUAAAACUGCAUAGGAAAAGUUAUUUCUUAAUAGAUUCUGGAUUCCACUCACAAGGAGACGGGUUCCUUUCUUGUCCAAACAAAGGGAGCUGAUGUAAAGCAAGCAUCAGUGAAAAUGUAGGGGAAAAUGUGUUUUGUAUUUAGUGUAGAUAACACUUUGUGAAUGGACAACAGUUACAUAGAGUCUUGGUAGUUCCAGCCAGUGUUUCCCCACCCAGAUUUUACUGACUCCUAAUUCUAUAUCCUGGAACCUCAAGAGUGAAAGCUGGAAAAGGGGAUAAAAGCCUGGAGCCACACUCCAUAUGGCUGAGGAAGGUGCUGGGGAAGAAACAGAUGUAGUAAAACUACUUGCCACCUCUGUUUGGAAACUGCUGGUGGGGAAACACUGUAUGUGAUGGUGAAGGGUGUUUGCUUGAACUCAUUAGGUACAAAUCUCUUAAACUAGCCUUCUCAAAAUCCCAGCAAUAUAAAGCACUGUUUUUCUUCAGUCUUUUACACAAGCUUGUAAAUACAUUGAAGUUUACAUUUCCUUGUGCUGUUGAUCAGCGGCGCCACCAGUGUUUGCUGAGACUGGUCUUUGAGAGUUUUAUAAUGUAUAUUAAGUUCUACUGCUCGACAAGAUGAGCACAGACGUCCUUAUUCUCUGCAUAAAGUGGGAUGCUAGCAGGCUCUAUCAUUGAGGCACAACACAGGCAGGAACAAAGAGAUGGCAGACGUUAAUUUCUUAAAAUUUCCCUUUUUUGCAUAUACCUCACUUGGCUACUACAAAUCAGGACAUGUUGGUGAGGGACUGGCUGCUGCUUUUAUUCACACUUGUUCAGGGAGAGCACAGAAAAUACCCUUCAGCAUGGCCACCCUGGACCCAAGAGGAGGAAAAACAGCUUUUUUAGGAGAAGGAGGACUCACUAGAGUCCAGGAUGGGAAGAACUCUUGGUGGCUGGCUGGCCGGCCAGCGGGUGCCACAUCUGCACUUGAGUGCCUGGGCCUGCUUAUUAAUAACGCACAGAAACAGAGUCACUUCUCACCAUCUCCUGGCAUGUAUGGAUCAGGGAGCAAGGUGGAGUGCCAGGAAGCCCUGAUAACUUGCCUGCAGUUGGGCUCUCUGCUCAGUCUUCAACUAUACAGUUCGUACAACCUCAGUCAGUCCUCGUACACUGGGGCAAACCAGUGUGGUGGUGGAGGAAAAGCCGGGAGGCCUAUUUUUAUAGGAAAACAGUACCUUGAAGGGUGCAAUGCUGUCGUUUUGGAUGAAAGGAAAUAAAUAUGGAAGAAGUAGGAUUGUUGGGAAAAACUUGCUGAGGGGUGUAAUCACUGCAGAAUCAGAGUUGCAGCAAUAUCAUUGCAAGCAAGUCUGAAUGCAUAGUUUUAUUAAUUUGGCUUGGCAAUUUGUGUAACCCCUCCAGACUGACUGAACUGUUAUGCAUGUGUCAAUCAAUGGGAGGUGUGCAUUCUCUAGAAGUAGAUUUAGGCUGUUUGGUUUUUUAAAAUGCAGCCUGUUUAGGCACUGUCAUGUGGUGUGAAAGAUUUCAGUGUAGCAAUGCUAAAGAGUUAUGGUUUGAGGAUAAGGUGCAGGGACAUUAAGAGAGUGGUGAAGAUACAAAUGUUGAAAAAAUUAUGUUUUGUUGUUGUUAGCUUGAACCUUGAGCAGUUUUAUAAAGUGAACUAGAUGGCUUAAUGUAGCCAGCAUUCUGGGCAAACAGAAUAUAAACUCAUUCUUACUGUAAAUUCUAUUUGCUGCUUCCAAAGGUGAUAAUUUACAAGCAGACAUGUUCUAUAUGGUCUGUAUUUUAGGAUCUGGUGCCCAGCCUAUAUCAAAGCUUACCUACCUGGCUCAGCUACCUACCCUUCCUAUGGGAAAAGACAAUUCAUUGUUGAGGAAGGCUUACCCUCUCUGACCUGCCCUAGCGACCCUUUGUGGAUGUGCUAUAAGAUUUUCCUGCUCAAUAGCAAAGUGGUAGCUCUGCUUUCAUUUUAAGAAAGUGGAGGCUGAGGGCAUUGAAUCAAUACUGCUUCAACUCCAAAGAUUUUUCCUUGUAAAAUUAAAGGGAAGAUCUUGUUAUUAAUGAACCAUUUUCUUAUCCCUUGCUAUUGACAUAUUCAUGCUCUUUAUAUGUCUAGUGGCUGAAAAUGUUUGCAUUUGUUCAUUUGACUAAUGGUGUAAUUUUUGUUUUUAUAUUGUUAGACCUGUAAUGUUUUAAAAUGUAUUUUAUUAAAUUUGAACUGGAUGUAUGUCUCUAGCAAUACGAGGUACUUUCUAAACUAUUAUUAAGGGAGGGGCAGUGUCCUCAUGUGGAGAUAAGAUGAAGGUUGUUUAAAGUUGGCAUUUUUUUUUUUUUGGCCUGCAGGGAUAUUCUGUGUUCACGUGUCCAAAAAGGAAUAAAUUGGCAUUCUUGUGCCACAAGUUGUUUUUCUUGUCAAUUGUCUAAUAAAUAUGGAGUAUACUGUAA